AGGCCCCGCAGCGUUCGAGAACUGAUGCGAUGAGCGAGAUUUAUGUUCUGACUUUCUGUGCUCUCCACUCUCUUCCUUCUCCUCCUACCCAGUGAGCAUAUUUGCAGGCCUGUCACCAUGGCUCUCGUGUCAUCGACCGGUUUCUUCCUCCUGGUUGGAAUCGUAGCUGCGUACUUGAUUAACAAAUUUGUGAACCAAAAGAAGCACAGCCACCCGCUGCCACCAGGCCCCAAGGGCCUUCCCUUGCUCGGCAAUGUCAACGAUCUCCCGAAGCCAAAUGGAGAAAUUGAAGCACAACACUGGUUGAAGCACAAAGAUGAGUACGGACCGAUCAGCUCCGUCACGGUUCUGGGCCAGACAAUAGUCAUCAUAAACGAUGCGCAGAUUGCACUCGAGUUGCUCAGGGACCGAGCGCAGCACCAAGCUCGCCCUCACAUGGUCUUUGCAAGUGAUAUGAUUGGAUGGAAGAACACAUUGGCUUUCAGCGGCUUUACGGACAACUUUAAAAUCCAUCGCAAGAACAUCGCCAGUGUUGCCGGCAGUAACACAUCUCUCAAGCUUUUCGAUCGCGCGCAAGAGGAAGAAUCUGUCCAUUUCCUACUCAAUGUCCUCGAAUCACCCGAAAAUUUGUUUGAACACAUCAAGAAGGAAGCUGGGGCCGUUAUUCUGAAAAUUACAUAUGGAUAUACCGCAGAGCCAAAGGGCAAGGACCACCUUGUCGACAUGGCUGUCAAGUCAAUGCACGAGUUUUCACAGGCGACGAUAGCUGGUAAAUGGCCAGUCGACAUCAUGCCAUUCCUGCAAUAUUUGCCCGAUUGGCUCCCAGGCGCUGGUUUCAAGCAGACUGCCCGCGACAUGGAGGAGCAACUGAGGCAGACUACUGAACAGCCCUACGAGUUCGUCAAGCAGCAGAUGCGAGAGAAAAAGCACAAAGUCUCCUUCCUCUCCCAGGCUCUCGAGAACAUUGGUUCAGACGCUGCGAUGGAGCGUAUCCACAAGUGGUCCGCUUCUUCGAUGUAUUUGGGCGGCGCCGAUACCACUGUCUCUUCUCUGAUGACUUUCUUCCUCGCCAUGACUGUUUUCCCUGACGUUCAGAAGAAGGCGCAGGAAGAGCUCGACCGGGUCAUUGGCGGUCACCGUCUCCCCAACGCAGGUGACAAGGGCACACUACCUUACAUCGAUGCCGUAGUCAAGGAAACUCACCGCUGGCACCCCGUUGCUCCUCUGGCAUUGCCUCAUGCUGCUACACAAGAUGAUGUAAUCCGUGGCUACAGAAUCCCCAAGGGCGCGCUGAUUCUGCCGAAUAACUGGUGGUUCACCCACGACCCAGCAGUUUACGCCGACCCCAUGGCUUUCCGACCCGAGCGCUUCCUCGGCGAGACGCCAGAGCCCGACCCUCGCACCUGGACGUUUGGUUACGGACGCCGCGUAUGUCCCGGUCGCUAUAUCGCCGACAACGCGCUGUUCAUUACCAUUGCGCAGUCGCUCUCAGUAUUCAAGAUUGAUAAGCUGGUAGAGAACGGAAAGGUUGUGGAGCCCGAGGUGAAAUUCGAGCCUGGUGUCGUCAGCCACCCAAUUCCGUACAGGACGAGCAUCACACCCAGGAGCGAGAAGUACGCACAGUUGAUCAGGGAUGCUGAGACAGAGUACCCCUUCGAGGAGAGUGACGCUGAGGCAUUGAAGAAUAUCCGAGUUUGAACUGCUGGGUACAUUGGACAACUCGUAUUCCUGAUUGCAAAAAUGAGACUCGGACUCGAAUACCACUUUGUGUUCGUCUACCUGCACGUAUUGAGCCCCCUUCACCUGAAUUGAUAUGAGAGACGGGACAAC
Boeremia exigua is the source of this 1830-nucleotide messenger RNA. Its product is annotated as cytochrome P450. The record is from RefSeq and is a predicted model, not a curated record. Gene Ontology annotation, molecular function: heme binding; monooxygenase activity; oxidoreductase activity, acting on paired donors, with incorporation or reduction of molecular oxygen. The coding region runs from base 118 to 1698 and encodes 526 amino acids. Lineage: Eukaryota; Fungi; Ascomycota; Dothideomycetes; Pleosporales; Didymellaceae. The transcript is spliced from 4 exons.